CUCCCCUGUCAGCACUCUUUCAACCUUCUCUGGACAUUUGCGGUCUAGGCUUGUUUGUGUUGGAGACCUCCGGAGAAGCACCGCGGGAAGUGAGUCAAAGUUCCCCCGUCCUGUGUGAGGGAUGAGCGGACUGUUGGAGCGCCAGGAGUCGGUGCUCGAAUAAACACGAGGACCGACCGCCAGGAAGUUUUUUUGAUUUUUUUUUUUAUAAAUCGCCGCCGAAAUGGAGCAAACGGAUGUCCCAGCCCCUGCGUCUCCCCAGGAAGUGCUGAAGCGGGAGAGGAGCAGGCCGGAGCCGGAGGGGGCCAGCAGUCCCCAGGAGAGCCUCCGGAGGAUGGAGUCGCCGGCCAGGAAAGAGGCGGAGCGGAGACUGACCAGAGCUGACGUGAUCCCGGGAUCGCCGGCCUCGCCCGGCUUGAGAUCGAAAAGAGACAUGGGCAAGUCAGAGGAGAGGCAGCAGCUGGCGAAGGAGCGCAGAGAGGAGAAAGCCAAAUAUCUGGAAGAGCUCAGCAAGCUACAAGCGGCGAAGAAGAGUCAGUGGGUGGAGAAGGAGGAGAAGGCCCGGCAGCAGAGGGAGAAGCAGCUGGAGGAGCGGCGCAGGAGGUUGGAGGAGCAGCGAGUCAUGGCCGAGAAGCGCCGGGCCGCCUUGGAGGAGAGACAGAAGCAGAAGCUUGAGAAGAACAAAGAACGCUACGAGGCCGCCAUCCACCGCUCCACCAAGAAGACGUGGGCUGAGAUCCGCCAGCAGAGAUGGUCCUGGGCUGGGAAUCAGAACCAGAAGGAAAGCAGAGGCUGCGUCUCCACCGUCAACCUGCCCAAACACGUGGACUCGGUCAUAAACAAGCGGCUCUCCAAGUCCUCCGCCACGCUCUGGAACUCCCCCGGCAGAACCCGCAACCUGACACUGAGCCCCUGGGAAAGCAGCAUCGUGGACCGCCUGAUGACGCCCACCUUGUCCUUCCUGGCCCGCAGCCGCAGCGCCGCCAGCGUGCUUCCCAACGGAAAAGACGGCCGUGAGUCUUCGUCAUGGUCCGGAAGCGCAUUACCUCUUUGUAACGAAAGACCCUCCUCAGAGUCUCCGCUGUGCCCCCGCUCGUCCUCCGCCAGCCCGCUGACACUGUGCACCCACCAGCCCCGCCACCGCUGCUCCGAGCGCUGGAGGGUGACGUCCAGCACGCCCGACAUCACUCACCGACGCAGCUCCACACCCAUGGACAGGACCAAAAAAGAGAAGCGAGACAAGGAGCGGGAGAAUGAAAAGGAGAAAAAUGCACUGGCAAAAGAGAAGUUUCUCAAGAAGAAGCAGUCUCUUCCCGGCAUGAGACACAGAUCAGAGCUCAGCCCCAGCCCGCUAUCGAGGCCCCGGACGUCCUCGCCUGCCACGGCGAAGGUCAGGCCCGCCUCCCCUAGCCCCGCCUCCUCACCGAAGCCUCUGUCGGCGCGCGGCAGCCCGUCGACCCCAAAAGGGCGGCCCAGGAGGGCGAGGACCCCCGCCAGGGUGGACCACCGCACCUCCUCGCCCGUCCCCCUGGAGAGAGUGAGGGAGCCCCGCAGGCCGCUCACGCCGGACAACAGUCGCCGUUCUCCUGUGGUUCCUGCAGGCCGAGCGGCGUCCAACAUCUCCGGCUCUCUGGCCGCCUCCCCGUCACCCGAGCUGCUCAGGAGAGACGGCGGUCCGGUGCAGGCGGCGUCCCCGUCCAAGCCCACGGCGGGCACCAACGACCCCGAGGAGGCGGCACGCAUCCUGGCCGAGAAGCGGCGGCAGGCUCGCGAGCAAAGAGAGCGGGAGGAGCAGGGGCGACGCCAGCAGGAGGAGACAGAGAGGAUCCUGAGAGAGGAGCGACUGGCGAGGGAGGCGGAGGACCAGCGUCGCCGCGAGGAGGAGGCCCUCGCCAUGGCCCAGGAGCAGCAGAGGAGGGACCAAGCCCGGCGGCUGCAGGAGGAAAAGGAGGCCGAGGAGCGAGCCAGGGCCGAGCACCAGGAGAACCUUCGCUUGCAGAAACAGAAGGAAGAAGCCGAGGCCAAAGCUCGUGAGGAGGCGGAGAAGCAGCGAGUGGAGAGGGACAGACACUUCCAGAAGGAGGAGCAGGAGAGGCUGGAGAGGAAGAAGCGCCUGGAGGAGAUCAUGAAGAGGACGCGCAAGACGGACGCAGGCGAAAAGAAAGAGACUAAAUCCCCAUCGCCCCCUCCUGUCAGCAAGGCAGAAUGCAGCCAAGAAUCUGCCCAACAACAACAACAACAACAACCCGCCAACAACAACAACAAAACGGAGCAUGGCCAGAGCGGCGUGAGACAAAGCCCCCAGACCCAGACCCUGAACGGGGUCCAGCUGGGCGUGAGACACGAGAACGGCCUGUCCGGCAAAGGAGAGGCCGCCAGCUUUGAGGAGAUCAUCAUUAACGCCGCCAACGGGGCGAAGGGCAGGUCCGAGACCGGCAUGGCCCCUGAGGACAUCCUGGGUUUUGAGAGCGAGGACAGCUUCGUGAAGAAGGCGGGGCCAUUGAAACCGCAACAUGUUGCAGAGGUGCUGUGACGACGCGGUAGUCCCGCGUCAAGGCAUUGGGCCUCACACUGGAAGACGGCACGUUCUGAACCCCUCAAUAAAGGUCUCUGAAGAUGAAAGGACGGGAGGGCGCGAGCACCGGACAGGAUGUGAGGUGUUGCCGCAGGAAAGGAGUCCGUGCACCUUAUUCCAGGUAUCAUCAUCCUCUGUACAGGACAAAUAUGUCUUCAACUUGCACGUGAACAGAAGAAGGUAGAAAACACACUGAAGAGAAUUGCUGUGUAAAAAAUGCUGAUUGUUCAUAACUGCUAUGAAUGAUGGGAGGCGUUAAUAUUAAGGAUCUAAUCUACAUAAAUGGAGAUUUCUAUUUAAAAGCUGUUUCUCUUACUGGUGACAAAUGUGCAGGACUUGGCUUCAGGACUGAUCGGGAUGUGUACAUGCUAUGGGAAAUAUUUCAAGUCUUAUUAAAAGACAAACUGUCCAGUC
Nerophis ophidion (straightnose pipefish) is the source of this 2989-nucleotide messenger RNA. It is a transcript of the gene map7d1a, whose product is annotated as MAP7 domain containing 1a. The transcript has 18 exons. Gene Ontology annotation, biological process: microtubule cytoskeleton organization. The record is from RefSeq and is a predicted model, not a curated record. Gene Ontology annotation, cellular component: microtubule cytoskeleton. Lineage: Eukaryota; Metazoa; Chordata; Actinopteri; Syngnathiformes; Syngnathidae. Bases 224 to 2533 code for a protein of 769 amino acids.